GUCCUCAGGCUCUGGACCUGGCCCCUCGCUCGCCCCUCGCUCACCCCCUGCUGUAUAUAUUGGGCUGUCCAACUUUCUCUCUGUGACACUGUGUGUGGGCUUGUGUGUCAGGUUGGACGACAUCCAGUGAACAAACAUGUCGCAGUAUUCUGGAAAGAUCACCUUCUACGAGGGGAAGUGCUUCACCGGCAGGAAGCUGGAGGUCAGAGGCGACUGUGAUAACUUCCAGGACCGCGGCUUCAUGAACAGGGUGAACUCCAUCCGAGUGGAGAGCGGCGCCUGGAUCUGCUUCGACCAUCCCGACUUUAAGGGCCAGCAGUACAUCCUGGAGCACGGAGAGUACCCAGAGUUCCAGAGGUGGAACUCCCACAACGAUCACAUGGGAUCCUGCAAACCCAUCGGCAUGCACGGAGAGCACUAUCGCAUCGAGCUGUUCGACGGCUGUAACUUCUCCGGUCAGUGCGUGGAGAUCUGCGACGACUGCCCCUUCCUGCAGAGCCGCGGCCUCGCCAAGAACUGCAUCAACUCGGUCAAGGUGUACGGAGACGGAGCCUGGGUGAUGUACGAGGAGCCCAACUUCCGUGGGCGGAUGUACAUCGUGGAGCGCGGCGACUACAACAGCCACAACGAGUGGCAGGCGCAGAACGCCAACGUGCAGUCCGUCCGCCGGGUGGUCAACUACUUCUAAGCCCCGCCCCCUGAGAGCAGCCACUGGCCUCGUGUACAAAAAUAAACCAGACUGAACGAAGAAAAGAGAUUUUUUAUCAAA
Messenger RNA from Platichthys flesus (European flounder), 769 nucleotides. RefSeq names its product gamma-crystallin N-B. The record is from RefSeq and is a predicted model, not a curated record. Gene Ontology annotation, biological process: visual perception; lens development in camera-type eye. The coding region runs from base 137 to 688 and encodes 183 amino acids. The transcript has 5 exons. NCBI's taxonomy places the organism in Eukaryota, Metazoa, Chordata, Actinopteri, Pleuronectiformes, Pleuronectidae. Gene Ontology annotation, molecular function: structural constituent of eye lens.